Physella acuta is the source of this 1409-nucleotide messenger RNA. Its product is annotated as putative methyltransferase DDB_G0268948. Gene Ontology annotation, molecular function: S-adenosylmethionine-dependent methyltransferase activity. NCBI's taxonomy places the organism in Eukaryota, Metazoa, Mollusca, Gastropoda, Physidae. The record is from RefSeq and is a predicted model, not a curated record.
GCUGCUCAACUUGCAACAGACAUGGAUAAAUGGCCACAAUUAGAAGAAUUUUUUCAGACCAUUAAGAACACGCCGACCAAGUAUGAUAAUGUGGUACAUGAACUCCACAAGGGAGAGCACUUCUCUAAGAUGUACGCGGCCUACAGGCCCCAAUACCCACAAGAGAUCUACGACAAGAUCAUGGCCUACCACUCGGAGAACCCAAGCAACGAGAGACAACUCGCUGUUGAUGUUGCUUGUGGGACUGGACAGGGUACUCUGCCCUUGACUAAAUAUUUCAAAAAGGUGAUAGGGACGGACGUGAGUGAAGACCAAAUCAACAACAUGCCGAAAAAUGUUCCAAACCUGGAGUCUCACGUGUCGUUUGCAGAAGAUCUCAAAUUUCUGACAGACGGGUCGGUGGACCUCGUAACCAUAGCAACAGCCCUACACUGGGUGGAUCAGCCCGAGUUUUUUAAGGAAGUAAAACGUGUGUUAAAGCCUGGUGGGACUUUUGCCGCGUACACUUUCCAUGGGGAUAAUAUUGACGACACUGAGUGGCAGACGUACUAUUUUGGUCUAAUGAAGAAACUGUUUAAAGAUUAUAUCACAUCAAGGACUAUUCAUCUUAUUGACAAAUAUGAAAACACGGAAUUUCCAUUUCAACAAUUGCAAAGAUACGAGGGUAUCAAGUACACAAAAGAGCUGACGGUUGAUGAGUACAUCGGGUAUCUCUCCAGUAUUCACUGCAUCAACAUGUACAUCUUGGACAACCCUGACAGUAACAUUCUUGAUGUAAUGAAAGAAAAACUGAUAUCCAUAUACAAGACCAAAACAGCAAGCGAUGAAGAAAUCAAGGUGAAGGUCAACAGCGAGAUCAUCCUAUUACUCGGCAGGAACUAGCAUACACGUCAUAUUUUGAAAACUACAUUUUUGAUUUAUGAAAUCAAACCUUACCUUAAUGUUAACGUUAAGUUCAUGUCAUUUUCAACAGUAACAUGUAGAAACAAUCACAUUAUCUCUUUUUAUGUCAGUAAGGGAGUCGGGUUCGAAAGAAUUUUUUUAAACCUUUCAUUUAAAAAAUACAUACUGAUUUGUUUUUAGAAGACCUUUGUUCCCGGUUUUUCCCCAAACGUUGCUAACGAGUGUUAAAUCAAAGACCGACAAAUUGCGAUUGUAAUUUUCUAAAAUUAUAUUAAAAAUAACAUACUUUUGUUUUAAUUAAAAUAUGUGAAUUGAAGAUCAGACAUGUAUUAGGUUAGUCUUUCCAUUUAGAGGCACUAAUCACACACAGUAAGGAUCAAAGAUUAUAAGAUUACAACAGAAACCAAACUAUCUUUAUAGUUGAGCAAGAUUAUAAGAUUACAUCAGAAAUCAGACAAUCUUUUUUGGUUCAAUAAGAUUACAAGGUUACAAAAGAAAACAGAAAA